CUCUUUGCACAUUUUUAUAUAUUUAUUUUUCUAUCAAUUUUGAAUGUAUUUUCUUUUAGAAUUGUCAUAUAUUUUUUAUUGUCACUUUCCUUUUUUGCCUACAACCGUUUGUACAUAUACUAUCCUCAAUAUAAGUAUUUACCAUUUUCUAUCCAUUGUUUGAUUUACAUUACACAUACAGUCCACUCAUUCUAUCACCUACAUUUUGGUCCUUCGAGGCAAACAAAAAAGAAUACCAUCCCAAUAUUUUCAUUUAUUGUUUCAUUCGUAGUACAUAGUUUCAUACAUAUAUUGUAGUGCCAUCAGUACCAUCAUUCAUUUAUGAUCACUCGCAGUAGAAGUAAAAUCAUGGCAUCACAUGACGUUCCUACUACAUCUCACGCCGAACCAUUAUGUCAUAGUCGCGGUUCAUCGAUUGUAGACGUAGUUGAUAGGAUUUGUGUAGACGACGGCGACGCCGCGUGUAGUUUGCGUUCAGCACAAUCCAAAUCUCGGGUUUCAUCUUCAUCCGUAAAGGCGCGUAGGGCUGCUGUUGAAGCCGCUUACAAGCGACGGCAGUACGAGCGCGAGGCUAUGCUUGCACAACGUCUUUCGGAAGUUGAAGAUGCCGAAUUCCGUGCCGAGAUCGAACAAAUCAAUGCGGAUGCGGACUGUGAAGGUAGCAGGCGAAGUAGGAGCACAUCUACUCGUAUGAGAACACAGCAAUGGGUAAAGAACAAUGUAAAUACUAAGGUAUGUGACAACAGUGAGGAACAACGCGAGGUCCCACAGCCUAGCUAUCUGGCACCUACGGUACCGGUAGCCUCUCAGGCUGCUGCUUCGCAAAUAGCAUACACCUCUCGUAUCCAACACAUGUAG
Molecule: messenger RNA, 858 nt
Organism: Achroia grisella
Lineage: Eukaryota; Metazoa; Arthropoda; Insecta; Lepidoptera; Pyralidae
Exons: 1
Coding region: 322-858 (178 amino acids)
Source: RefSeq, a predicted model, not a curated record